Chlorocebus sabaeus (green monkey) is the source of this 8469-nucleotide messenger RNA. The record is from RefSeq and is a predicted model, not a curated record. NCBI's taxonomy places the organism in Eukaryota, Metazoa, Chordata, Mammalia, Primates, Cercopithecidae.
CUCCUGACCUCAGGUGAUCUGCUUGCCUGGGCCUCCCAAAGCACUGGGAUUACAGGUGUGAGCCCCUGCACCUGGCCUGCUUUUCACAGCUUUUCACAGAUACUUUACAAGAGAAGGUGUACAAAUGGUAAAUAAGGACAUGAAAAGAUGGUCAGCAUUGUUAGUUAUUAGGGAAUGCAAAUUAAGACUGUAAUCGCCCAACAGGGUUCUUCUUGCUGCCCAGAAAGGCAACGUGCCGAGAACGGCAGGUGUGGCAGCAGAGAAGGAGUUCAAUGACUGCAGAGCCAGCCAAGGGAGGUAGACGGGAGAUAACUCUCAUAUCUGUCUGCCUGAGAAUCCAGAGGCGAGGGCUUGAGGGUGUUUUGGCGGGCAGUGGCCUGAGGAGUGGUGAGUGCUGAUUGGCUGUGUUGGGGAUGCAGUCAUGGGGAUGUCAGGACUGUCUGCAUGCAGCUGAGUCAGUUCCUGGGAGAUGGGGUCACAGGUCCAGGUGGCAUCUCUCCAUCUGCUGAAAUGCUAAAUCUGAAAAAUAUCUCAAAGACCAGUUUUUUAGGUUUUGCAGCAGUGAUGUCUGCAGGAGCCGUUAGGGAAGUUCCGAAUCUCACAAUGUCUGGUUACGUGACUCCGGGCAGCAGGCACUGUAGAAGAGCAAGCUAAGUCAGCAAGGAAGGUCGUGGCUUAACCGGGCCUGUUCUUUAGCAAAGUUCAGGCCCCUGUAGUAAUGCCGGUCUUAGGAAUGCGGCCUUAAUCUCCAAACAGAGAGGGAGUGUCAGUUUUCCUUGCCUUGAAGCUUAACUAUAAACUAAAUUCCUCUCAUAGUUAUCUUGGCCUCUGCAUUAGAAUAAGCAAAAAAAUAAAAAAUAAAAAAAUAAAGAAUUGCUCCUAUGAGGUUAGAAGCAAGAUGGAGUCAGUAAUGUAGAUUUCUCUCAGUACUUAAAAUUCUGUAAAGGUGGUUUCAAGACCGCAGUGAAAUACCACUGUGUACCCAAUAGAGUGGCUAAAAUUAAGCAAAUUGACCAUCCUGACUGCUGGCAGAGAUGCUGAGCAGCCAGGCCUGUCAAACGUUGUCCCUGGGAGUAGGAAGUGGUGCGGCCACUUUGGAAGUGGUUUGGUAGCUUUGUACACACUCAUGGUAUGACCCGGCAGUUCCAUUCCUUGGUAUUUAACCCAAGAGAAACCCAAGAGAAAAUGCGACCUCACGAAGAUUUGUACAGGAAUGUUUGUAAGAGCCUUAUUCUAACAGUCCGGGAGCAGGAACAACUCAGGUGCCUGUCAGCAGGUGAAGGGAUGUGUGGACCGUGGCGUCUUCACGCAGUGUAACGCGCGACAUCGGCUGUGCUGAACGAAUCUCUCUUGCUGAGUGAAGGAAGCCACAGUUACUGAGUUUAUACUUACUAUACCAUCCCAUUUAUUUGAACUUUUAAAAAAGGUAAAACUGAGCAACAGUGACAAAAAGCAGGUCAGUGAUCCCUGGAGUCUCGUGCUGGGAUAUGUUUGGGGCCUUAUGGGGUGCUACCUUUUGACGUGAUGGAGGUGACAGCCGCACAGGUGUACAUGCAGCAAAGCUCUUGACACUGCUGUUGUGAAACGGUUCACGUGUGUGAUUAUACCUCACUCAAGCUGGCCUGUCAACAGCAAGCGGUCCGCUGUUCGGAUUAGCUGUGAGGGGAAGGAAAAUUCCUUAGUGGCGACUUGGACUGAAUUGGAGAGUGGCCUGGGGGUGCUAUUUAAAGCCAGCCUUCAUUUGGGGAGGGACCCAUCCCCUGAGUUUAUGGAAGGCCUAAGACAAUGGCUGCCUGGACCUCCUGGGUCUUUGGCACAUCACACGAGUGCUUUGAGGAGUGGCAGCACGUGGGGUCAGGUGUAGGCUGCAGGGGGUCAAGGAGUUUCACAUUUGAUUAAAAGCAGAACAAGCUACGUGAAUGCAAACGAAUGGAAUGAAAAGUGGAACGUGGUCUUCCUUUCCUUCCCUCCCUGGUGACCUCUCUCAGGGCUGGGUGCCCCGUGUCACAGCUUCCUGGCCAUCACUCAGGGCUGGGUGCCCCGUGUCACAGCUUCCUGGCCAUCAUCACCUGUGUUCUCAUUACUCCUGGGGGAUUGUUCCAGAACAGAACUGACUGCCCUAGAGGCGGGCGGCAGGGCAUGCUGUGCUUGGCCCCAGUUCGUCUUUCUAGGCAAUGCCUGAUGAGUUUCUUGUGUGUUGUUCUGGAAAUGUGUGUGCAUACAAGCUCUUUAUGUACUCCCAUCACCUUUUAAAAUUGGGGCUCCUUCCACAGUUUUAUUCUGCAACUGUUUUCACUCAGUUUUUGACAGUUUUUUGGUGCCAGCACAGGCUGGUUUGCUGAACUACUUUAAAGAGUGCAGACAGACUCAGACUCCAGCAGCCCCUGUUGAUGGACACUUAGGGGGUUUCCAGCUUUUCCCCCCAAUUAGCCAUGCUAUGCUGGAUGGGUAAAUUCUUAAAAGCAGAAUUUUUAGUUUAAAAGAGAUGUGCAUUUGAGACUCAUAGCUGGUGCCAUACUGCCCUCCCGGAAAGCAUGACUGCUGUGCGCUCCCGUCACGGCGUGUGACUGCCGUCACCUAAUUGGGGUGGUGUGCUUUCAACGUUUCUAGAGAUUCACCUCGAAGUCACAGUACGGUGAGGAGAGCAGGCAUCUUCAAAGGCUUGGCUUUUCAGAAAUGUCAUUUGGCAGCUCCCGCUGAGGGGGACCCUAUGAAACAGGAAGGGGGUGGGUGUCAAGUCCUGCAGCCGAGCCGCCACAUUAGGGAGGAAAUCAUUUGCUCCUGGCCGAGAUGCCGCUGUUUUUGGCUCCUUGCCCGUCCCGUUGUGCCUGAAUCUGGCCUCGUUUCCCACCCCGCCGGCUGGGCAUUGUACCUGUCAGCAGGGCCAGGCCUGAGGGGGGCUGAGGAGGGCUGAGAGGAGGCUGGACUGGGGAGGUGGAAGGCGGGCAUUGCCAGCUCAGAGGCCUGGCAGCGUUGCCCACCUGGAACUGCUGACCCAUCCUCUGGAGUCAAAGCCGGGCACCUGUCCGUGCUGACCUGGACAUUUUCCCAAAAACAUUUGUAGACUGGCCAGAUGACACGUCUCAGGGCUCAGCUUCCCUGAUGUGUGAGGCCAAUUAGGAGGACAGUGAAGGGAUGCGUGAUUUUCCUCCAAGGAAGGGUCUAAUUGACCAGCCCGGACACUUUUAUUAUCCUAGUUACCACGCGCGUGAUUUGUAAUUACCCGGCUGUUGCGUUGAUCAAUACCAGACGCCCUGGUAGUGCUUGGGAAGGUGGUGGGUGACUGUCAGGUAUGUUGGUCCCUUUUAAUUGGCGCCGAUUUGAUUUUCUUCGGGGCAUGGGAGGAGGAGGGGAGAAGCGUUUGGACUUCUGGGUACUUGUGUGAGUGCAGUCCUUUCUUCUGGGCCUGCAUGCCAGAUGCCUUGGGGUCUGGGCCGCGUUACCCCUUUUGGUUUGUUCAUUUGUUCACUCAUUUGUUCACUAUGAGCUGCUCUCGUGGAGCCCAUAAUCUGGAGGGAGAGGGAUGCCCCAGGCCUGUGCGUCUGGUGUGCAGGUCCCGGGCCCCUGGAGCUGGAGAGUGGCGAGCGUGCUUCCCUCCAGAGGUGCAGGCCAGGGUGGGGCAUGGGCCAGGUUCCCAGCUGCAUCUGAGCACGGUGCCUGCCAUCUCUCCUCCUCUCAGCCCCACCUCCUCCUGUGGCUGAGUCCUGGCCGCUUUCUGCCUUGGGGUUGUGUUGGUCUUCCGUCAACUCUUCCUCUUAAUCCUGAGCUUUGUGAGUUAAGAGCCAGGGUGUCCCUUUAGCGCCCCUGUGCCGGGCGUGCAGUAGGCGCGUGCUGAGCCUUUGAAGAGUGGAGGACUGAGUGAGGGCGUCUCUGUGCCUUGCAGUUGGUGGUGAUGUAUGGGCUGAGCCCCCAGCGCUCUUGGCUGCUGUGACAGGCCCCCCCUGGGGCUACUCGAGCUGCACUACCCCAGCGAGACCCCCAAAGCAAGGCCAGCAGAGAGCUUCCUGACAGCUGCCUCACUUUGGAGACAGCCCUGGCUGGGGUGCAGCCUGUGUGCCUCUCCGAUGGGUGUUCCCAGCAGCGCCGACAGGCUCACGCUGCCCUGUUGGACUUCAUUCCAGGUUGGGUCGGGCUGGCUGGAGACUGUCAGAGUCUGGGGGCGGUGCUGUGGGUGUUGGAACCCCACAGGGAGAGGCGAGAGAAGUGCUUCCCCGAAGAGACCGCGGGGCUCCACGCCGGCAUGUGCCUGGCUGCACAGACAGCUGAGUGCUCCGCUGCGUGUCUGGGUGGAAACGCUCUGGGUCUCACCUGGUCUCGGAGCACUUUUUGGGGCUUUUCUCCAAGCUUUGUAGUUACGGCUCUUUUACUUCUAGGCCUCUUUUUAAAUUGAUUUUAAAAAGUCUAAGGCCAGAUAGUGACAGGCUUUAGACAAGUCUGGCUACCGUAGGUUCCAGGAUUUAUUUCAGAGGAGGCAGUGGCAUCCCCGGUGGUAUCUAGGCUGGUUUUUACUCAUGGGUGCUUACUGGGGUCCUGUUAUGUGCUGGCCUCUCCUUGUGGGCUGAGGGCUCCCAAGGUGUCCAGGUCCCUACUUUUACAGGUAGAGUAGGGGGUGCCCUGGCCUGGAAUGGAGGAAGGGUCUGGGCAGCUUUGUGACAGGGCUGGUAGGAGGGGGAUUUUGACAGGCGGCUUGAAGCCAGCACCAGCCAAGGGCCAGAGGCAGAGAAGCUGAAGGCCUCCCCUGGGCAGCCCACCACUGCCUGCGCUUCUCUCCGAGGACUUCCCAACAGUGCCAUGGCCUUCGGAGGGCUGGGGUCUCAGGCAGGCUACGGGCAGCUACACAGCUCCCUACCCGACACUCUUCAACGUCAGCUUUGGGGCUGUGAGGUGUGACCUCUACAGGAUCACCUGCGGUCACUCCCUGCGGCCAGCUGUAGCUGUCAUUUGUGUCAGGAGCUGCUGGUCUUGCCUGCACCACCCACCUUCCCACCCUUCACCCACCCUGCAUGGCCUGGGUUCUUGGGAGGAACAGGAGAUCCUGAGCUGUUGAAUUCCUGAAACCCGUGGUCAGGCGGCAUCCGUAUCCCGCUCCUCCCAGCCCCUGCACGCUUCUCAGUGGUGUGGCCUCCUGGACACAGGUGCCCUGACUCUGCUGGAGAGGCGGGAGGGGUGGCUGGGCCGAGGAAUGGACCAGCCUUUUCACGCUCAGUGGCUGCGGGGGCCGUGUGCAUGAAGCAGGUGGUCCUCGCGGUAGCGCCGUUUGUGCAGAGCCGUGUGGGGGAGCGGGCUUGUGUUAACAGAAGUGCUGUGAGAUGAUCACUUCAUCAUGAGCCAGUCAGCACCAGCCUGUGGGGCGGCUGAUGUGGACUCAGUGAUCUGACUUUCGUGGUUUUUGUUUGAUGAUGUUUCCACUGUUACCCAGGUGCAGAGCUCUGACCUCCCAUGGUCGGAAGUACCGUGCGCGUGUCUCAUCUGGACAGCAUGCAGAGACCUUUGCCGGCAGCUGUGUGUGGACCCUGGGACUCUGUUACAUGGCUGGGUGCUGAGGGGCGGGGGUCCAAGCCAGGCCAGCAAGCCUUCCUUAGACCCCCUGUGUGCAGGCCUGGUGCCCGGUGUCGGGGACCCAGUGGAGAACAAGAUCAGGCUGUUGCCAUGAGACUUUCGUCUGGUGGGGAGUCCUGAGAAGGACGUGGAUGAGGUGGGGAAGAGGUUCCAGGUGAACGCAGGUGUCCACCCCGCAUUCCAGGGUGGCAGGUGGCCCGGGGCGGGUGUGGAGUGGUUGGGUGGGCGCCCCGCGUGCUGUGUUAGUGUAGGGUGGUGCACACCUGGCCGGCAGGCCUUGCUUCCGCUCUUCACCCUCCACCCGUCGAGGGCGCGCCCUGGGAGGGGGUGGAGGAUGGUGGGCAUGCGUGGGAAGGGCUCUGAGAUCCUUGGCCUCAUGGAGAGCGUUGGGCAGUUACCUGUCCCCUGCCCUUGGGCCUUUGUGCGUGUGGCUUCCUGGAACUCUGGGGGAUUUGUCCCUGGUGACUGCAGGGGGCUCUCCUGUCCCUUUUAUUCAAGCUCCACUGUCUGCCCUAAGCUGGGGACUGGUCCAGCUGACCUGGACAGUACGGCACGUGGGCCCUGCCGGCCAGCGUGGUGUUGGGAAGCACGUGGGUGGGUGGUGGGUUGGGUUGUGGCCUCACCGCAGAGCCUGGGCUGCCGCUGAGAAAGCCGUCUCCUGGGACCAGGACUCUGGGCUUGAGAGGCUGGUGGUCUUGGCCCAGCAGUUCAGCGGCUGCCCGGUGUGUCUGCCUGGCCUGGCCCUCGUCUGGUUGCUGCUGCCUGGGAGGCACUCCUGCCCUUGCCCAGGCGGGGCACUGCGGGGGCGAGGAUGCGGCGUGGAAGACUGCUGAUUCAGGAAUCGAAACUCCAGGGGCAUCCGUGUAGCAGAGUGAUUCUAAGAUGAUUAAGAAAACCAUCGAUGAUGUAAAGAAAGUGUUCACUGCAGUGCUUAUUGAGUGGUUUGCCACGUGCAGGGCAUGUGGGGGUGGCGCACCGGGCUGCAGACAUCCUUCAUGACAGCAGGCAGGGGACCUCCUAGGAGUCUUGGCUGUGACAAGUGAGGUGUGAGGGCUAGAGAGGUGAACGUGUGGAAUCUGUGACCUAGAAGUAGCACACUCCUUUCUUGGAAAGCAGUUAGGUAUUCCAUUCCUUAGUCCAUAUGCCGUCGUUUAAAACGGCCAAAACCAGAGGCCUAGAGAAUGUACCUGGAAGAUGCAGUGAGACCAUUUCUGAUCAUUGUGGCCUUUCCGGGGCUCAGUCUCCUCGCUUUGGAAAGGCCAUUUUGGCAGAGGUCUACUGUGAGGCAUCUCCCUGCAGGUGGAAUUUCCGGGGCUCAGUCUCCUCGCUUUGGAAAGGCCGUUUUGGCAGAGGUCUGCUGUGAGGCAUCUCCCUGCAGGUGGAAUUGGGGUUGCGCGUCUUUCUCAGGCUGGCAUCACGCAGGCCCCAGUGCACUCUGGCAAGGCUGGGAGGACUGUGACGGGGGGACCCGCUGCCUGCCCUCAGCCUGUUGGGCCCCACAGUGCGUCUCUCUGCGGACUGGUCGCCGGCUUCCUGUGGCCUGUGUAUCCUCCGUGUGGCUGGAGCUUUGGAACCCUGUUUGGUAGCUCGGAGCUCAUGAGCCCAAAGGGCAGGGGCCUGGUUCCUCGCCCAUCCUUGCCCAGCCUGAUGGCCCGUGCCUGUGGACUGUAUGUGGGCACCUGCUUUAACCCCUGCAGGAGUAGGGGCCACCAGGAGCAUGUGGCUCUGGGCCUCCCUGGUAGAGUCACUCACUGGCAGGAGAACUGCGUGGGACCCACCAGGCAGUGUCUGUCUCAUGGACGCCCGUGGACCUGCAGCCUGGAGAGGGGGCCUGAAGUGUGUGUUCCGCGCUCUUGACCCCCAGGAAGCACUGGCCUCUGUUGAAAGCCUCCUGCCGCAGAGCGCUGUUGCUCUCCCGGAUGGACGGCCGUGUGGGCUCCUUGCUCCAGCGAUGCCAGUGCUCCGGCUGCUGUGUGUGGGUGGCUCCCCUUUGUCUCAGCCCUGGGCUUAGAGCAGGCCAGGUGCUCAGGCAGUGCUUUCGUUGCUUGAAGGGGGGUGCGUACCUGGCUGCAACCUGUGGAGAGUGUGAAUGGCUGGCAGAAGCCAAGGCGGGCUCUUGGGACAUGAGAGCAGGCGGCCGGCCUGGAAGCUUCCGUGGGGCUGGUCAGCUCCGGCUAGCUCUUCCUGGCACAGAUCCACGCUGGGCUGGGUGCCAUGGCUCACACCUGUAAUCCCAGCACUUUGGGAGUCUGAGGUGGGAGGAUCGCUUGAGCCUGAGAGUUCAAGACCAGCCUGGGCAACACUGUGAGACCCCAUCUCUAUUUUAAAAAAUAAAAAUAUAAAGAUGGGAUCAUGGCACAGGGGCAGCACAAGUUCCAGGCGCACAAGCCCGCAAAGAGCAAGACAGCAGCGGCGGCCUCUGAAAAGAAUCGGGGCCCAAGAAAAGGCCGUUGUGUUAUUGCUCCCAAGAAGGCGCGCGGUGUGCAGCAGCAAAAGCUCAAGAAGAACCUAGAAGUCGGGAUCCAGAAGAAGAUCGAACAUGACGUGGUGAUGAAAGCCAGCAGCAGCCAGCCCGAGAAGCUGGCACUGCUGAAGAAUGGGGCGGCUGCCGCCACCUCCUCCCAGACACCUUCCUGGGGACGCUGGCCCCAGCGCAGGCCAACACCCCACCCCCUACCUCCAUAUGGGAUCUUACAAGUGAUCCCACAGGCUGCACUGUCAGGAAGAGGACCCGUCCCCCAGCACUGGGCUUCAUCUAGAACUUGAGUGGGGGCCAAGGGUGCUGAGAACCCAGCAGUGACCAGGAAGAUACAGUCACCAGCUUCAUCUGUCCCCGUGCCCCUUCCCAGGUCCUGCCUCCACAGGUUUAACCCAGAACAAUAAACCUGGCUUUGUCCUAAAAAAAAAAUA